AUUGCAGUAGUGCUGCUCUGCUCUCCCUCCCUACUGUGAAUCUGACAAGCCUGCCUUCUCUCGCUCAACUCCACUAUUGCUUUGCUCACCAGCCUGUUUAAACCUGACAGGGACACCCACACUUCUCUCCGCUCCGAUGUUCUACCGUUCCACUCUACUAGCAGUUCCUUAUCUUUGUAUUGGUGUUGGAAGCGUGGAUAUUCCCUGUUUUUGUGAAUGGGCAUCCGAUGCGAGGUAGUUGUGACUGUGAAUGUACUGACUGACCGACUGACUGACUGACUGACUGACUGAAGGACGGACUGACUGUCAUCUCUGGGUACUCUACUCUGAAGAAGCAAUGUGGCAGGCCACUGGACAUCACUGGUAGACUUGGAAUAAUAAACAAAAAAAGGAAAGGAAGUAAUUAAGAAGUAAGAGAAGGAGAGGAGAGGAUGGCCCACACAGAGGAUGACCUGAUUGGGAUUCCGUUCCCCAACCACAGCAGUGACGUUCUGUGCUGUCUCAACGAGCAGCGCCGCUCCGGGUUACUCUGUGAUGUAGUCCUCGUUGUACAAGACCAUGAGUACCGUACCCACCGCUCGGUCCUUGCCGCCUGCAGCCAGUACUUCAAGAAGCUCUUCACCGUGGCCUCUGACGGAAGGGACCAGCAUGGGGUGUUUGAGAUAGACUUUGUGGCCCCCGAGUCGCUGACUGCAAUCUUGGAGUUUGCUUACACAUCCACGCUGACGGUGACGGCGUCCAACGUAAAGGAGAUCCUUGGAGCGGCUCAGAUGCUGGAAAUUCCCUGCAUCAUCAACGUGUGUCUGGAGAUUAUGGACUCUGGUGAGGGAGGAGGUGGAGGUGGAGGAGGAGAGGAGGAAGAGGAGGAGGAUGUAGAAGAAGAGGAGGAAGAUGAUGAAGAGGAGGAUAAAGACAUGGAGGAGGAUGAUGAGUCAAGGAAGGACGAGCAGGAGGAUAACGAGGAGGAUAAUGCCAGUGAGAGGUCAAUGAGGUCGUCAGAGAGUCAGGACCAGGUCGGGUCAGAGAGAGGAGCAGCUCUCAGUCCACCCAAUACCUCCCAGUACCGGCAGCAGUACGAGCUGCAGCAGAAUGAGAGGAAGUGUCGGGACACAGACUCUCAGUGUGAGAAAUCCCGGCAGGAGCAUGAGAGCAUGGAGAGCCGAGCCCUCAAAGACUUUUCCAUUGAAUCCCUGCUACAGGAAGGGCUAUACCCUAAAAUGCCAUCAGUCCUGGACAGGAGGGCUAACUUUUCCCCUCUGCUCCCCGGCUUCUACCCUCCCAUGUGGGCCGCAGAUUUCCCAGGUUUUCCCCAAAAGGAUCUAGACCCCAACCACCAUGCCCAGACUCCCCGCCCCUCCUACCCGCCCCAGCUGGACAACAGACCCCUAGACCUAGUUGUGAAAAGAGAGAUCAUCAAGGAGGAGCUAAAGGAGGAAGUCCCGCCCAGCAUGCUGCAUGGGGACUUCCUGAAAAACUUCCUGAAUUCCGGCCUAUCAGGGAUGGGAGUUGAGAUGGGGGUGGUACGGUCCGAGGGGUCUCACCUCCAUCUGGGCCAGAUAAAGGACGAGGCAGACUUCCGCUCCUACAUGGGCUUCCUGAGCACGUCAAGCCACCUGGGGGCGCUGUUCCCUCCCUGGCAGCUGGAGGAAGAGCGGAAGAUGAAGCCUAAAGCCUCCCAGCAGUGUCCUAUAUGUAACAAGGUGAUCCAGGGGGCAGGGAAACUACCCAGACACAUGAGGACCCACACAGGAGAGAAACCAUACAUGUGCACCAUCUGUGAGGUGCGAUUCACCAGGCAAGACAAACUGAAGAUCCACAUGCGAAAGCACACAGGCGAGCGCCCCUAUAUCUGUCUUCACUGUAACUCCAAGUUUGUCCAUAACUAUGACCUAAAGAACCACCUGCGUAUCCACACAGGGGUGCGGCCCUACCAGUGUGAGCACUGCUACAAGAGCUUCACACGUUCAGACCACCUGCACCGCCACAUCAAGAGGCAGAGCUGCCGCAUCUCACGCCCUCGACGGGGCCGCAAGCCGGCCGCUUGGCGCUCAGUCAACAACUUCCUGCAGGGCCCUCCAUGCUCGGCCAAUCACCACGAGGGCGGCAAGACGCUGACUGAGAGGUCGGGCGGAUGCCGGCUUCUGCCCUCCCAUGGGGGAGUUAGAGGUCAAAGUCUGAGCCUUGGGGAGAGAGAAAGACGGGACCUGGGUCUGGGUGGUAAGAACCUGAGUUAUAAGGACUUGGACAGUGACAGCAGAGAGAGCAGAGAGAGCAGGGAGAGUCGGGAGGCUCGGCACCGGUCAGACAGGAAGCAAGUGGUGGACGAGGUGGAGAUGGAGAGACAGAGGGGCGUGUUCACCUUUGCCCUGGCAGGGCCUGGGGAGGAAGUCCUUACCCACCCUCCAUUUUACAUCCCUGACCCCUGGACCAUGAGACUGGAGAACCACACCCCUAAUAUCCCUGAGCCGGCAAACUAAACAUUUUCCAACUGACACUUCCAAAUGAUAGCUAACUGACACUUCAUUUCAGAGUUCUAAGAAUCGCACAGAACAGAGAGAGUUCUCUGUCUGGUAGAUUUCCCACCUGCUGUUUAGAGAUUUAAGGGGAGUGAUGUCUGGGAACAUAGGUAAAUAGCAAACAGGGUAAAUACUUGGAAAACAGUUGAUGUUAAACAUCUCAGAUCAAAAUCUUUUGAGCUGCCAUCUUUACAAUCGCAAGGAUUUUGAUAAAAACUUUUCAUUUGGAGAAGUAAAACUACAUAUAAAAUACAUUUUAUAUGUUCCAAAAGUACUAAAUUGAAAAACAUUAAUACUCUCAGGACAUGAAAUAACUGUUUAUUUUUGGAUUAUUAAUGUAAACGUGUAAUUCAUAGUGUAAUUAAUUAAAACUUUUUUUAACUAGGCAAGUCUUAUUUUCAAUGACAGCCUAGGAACAGUGGGUUCAGGGGCAGAAAGACAGAUUUGUACCUUGGGGGUUUGAACUUACAACCUUCUGGUUACUAAGUCCAAUGCUCUAACCACUAGGCUACCCUGCUACCCCACUAGGCUACCCUACCCUAACAUAUGGCAAUACGUUGUUUCCUAAAUUCCCAGUCUAUAAAUGAAUAAACUGAUAAGCUACAAACUACGGAUUCCAAAUGUACCCAAAGUUUCAGACUUUGGGUACAGUGCAAAUAAACAGGGUAGUCUAAGCCACCGAAGAACAUUCAAAACCAUGAGAAAUUAUUCACUUGACAAAAAUAAUCUACAUCGAAAACUUGUUUUUACCCUUGUAAUGCAUUGUUCUCAGAUUUUGUCUGCACUAUUGUAAAUAUAUACAAAUGUUUUAAAGAAUUUGACCAUAGUUAUGUUGAUUAUUGUUGUAUUAUAUUUGUUGUUGUUUUUUAUAGUUGAUAACCCCUCCAAAGAUGUGGAGUUUGAUAUUGCACAAACUUGAAUAAGCCUUGUGUUACAUUGCAUACAGUAUGUUCUGUGUUUCUUCUAAAGACCAUGUUGUGUAAAUAAUUUGUGAAACAGAUAGAUUAUUGCUUUAGCUAUGUCACCUGCUGGUGAUUUGAUUGCUGCAGUAAGACAUUUAAAAGGGGUUUCUACCCUAUUUUCAUAUACAGUUUGUUUUCUGAUCUGUGUGUAAAUGUUGUUAUUCACAAUUAUUUGAAUUGAAAUGGGAAACUAUUUUCUUGGUAUUUAUGCAUAUUUAAAUUAGCCUUGGCUAUAUUUUGCAAAUAUGUUGUUUUAUAAAGACACUAAAUGUUGUACUCCCGUGGGUCUGGGAGUUUAAAUUCUGGUUUUGUGUGUGUGUGUGUGUGUGUGUGUGUGUGUGUGUGUGUGUGUGUGUGUGUGUGUGUGUGUGUGUGUGUGUGUGUGUGCCCAGUGAGCGUGAGAGAGCGCGCUUUUGGUGCAAAUCUUUCAUAACUGGAAUUAUGGUUUGGAUGCCAUUUUAGAGAACGACACUCAACAUCCUCAAUCAUCUAUUGAGCUAUAGCUUGUAUUCAAACAUCAAUAUUAUAAUCACUGUCUUCAUAAAAGCAUACACAACACCUCGACGUUGCUAUCAAAAUAAACUGGUGAUGAUAAUAUCACCAUGAAACAUCAAAUAAAUUGGAUGCCUUGACAUUGUAAAGAUUUUACAUAAAUGUAUACUUUUCCAAAUAAAUUAGGGCUAUGGAAUUUUGACAUUUAAAGAAUGUUAUUUGAUUGUUGGAUAAAAAUAUACUUGCAUUAAACGUUUAUAAUGCUGUAAAACAGUAUUAUGUUGAACACUUUAGUUAAUGUUCUUUACAGCUGGUCUUCUUCGUCUGAAUUUAUUUGACUGUGCAAAUAGAAGUUCAUCCCUUAUAUUUUUAUUUUUUUAUUUCACCUUUAUUUAACCAGGUAGGCUAGUUGAGAACAAGUUCUCAUUUACAACUGCGACCUGGCCAAGAUAAAGCAAAGCAGUGUGAACAGACAACAACACAGAGUUACACAUGGAGUAAACAAUAAACAAGUCAAUAGCACAGAAUAAAAAAUAAUAAAUAAAUAAAAAUAUCAAGCUCUCAUUGUCUCACUGCAAAAUUACAUGUUUGUCCAUGUUUCUCCAAAUUUUGAUGUGUUCGUUGACACCGCACUGCCUGUCACUGGGAUUGAUCCUGAGUGCUAGAAAAACCCAAGCCUACUUGAUGGUAAUAGUGCUCACCAUUGAGUUGGAAAGGCAAGUCUUAAUAAAUGCCUAAAGUGAACCUUGGAGUUUAUAUGUUUUAAUCCUAUCCCAUCCUAUCCUUAAUUUGACCAAUCGGAAUGGAUGCCUGACUUGUUAACCAAUUAGAAUUAAUGCCUGAAGUUAACCCUAGAGUUGUUUCUGUAGCCCAACCCUUAAGCAGCAGAGUCCUGUUUUAUAGACCUGGGUUCCAUUCCAGCUUUUUGCCCCUAAUGGAAGAUUUUGCAGGGAGUUUCCUUAUGUCUUGAGGACCUUCAAAAACAUCACAUUUCGACUUGAACCUGGAGUGAUCUCACUGGAUAUGCAUGUAACUGUGACUCCCUAUAGAGGUCUGUGCAGGACUGAUUAAAAGCCAAUUUAUAAUUGAUCAAAAAAUGUGGCCAGAGGCUUUGUAUGUGAUGCAAUUGUGGAGCCUCCGCCAGCAUGCAGAAACCAAAUCAACCUCCAUACUGCAUCCCUGUGCGCCUCUCAAACUUUAUUAGAGGAGCUGCAUGGUCAAUCUAACAUCUGCAUUGGCAGUGCAGCAUUUACGAUGAUACGGGCUCUGCAGAAGUUAUGGCAUUCAUACUUCGUGCGCUUUGCAGAACAGCGCAGAGCUGUUGAUCUGAGCUGUUGUGAAGGAAGUGAGUUUGUGUUCAUACAGGACCUCCCGCCCCCACCUACAUGUCAAUGUGGGGGUAUAUGGAGCCCUACACAUUGUUACAAAAUUUGGGAGUCUGUCACUUAUACUCCCUCUUCGGCCUCUCGGUCAUCAGGCUGCUGAUUAUCCCGCACACCUGGCACCAUCAUCUCGUGCACCUGCGCCUCAUGAUCCUCCCUGUAUCUGUCACUCCCCUUGGUUCUUUCCUCAGGUGUUAUUGACUCUGUUUUCAUGUCGGCGCGUUGUUUGUGUUUCGUGUUCAUUGUUUCUUUUAUUUAUUAAAACAGUCACUCCCUGAACUUG
Messenger RNA from Oncorhynchus nerka (sockeye salmon), 5635 nucleotides. RefSeq names its product zinc finger and BTB domain-containing protein 7C-like. The record is from RefSeq and is a predicted model, not a curated record. The transcript has 3 exons. Gene Ontology annotation, biological process: regulation of transcription by RNA polymerase II. The coding region runs from base 432 to 2477 and encodes 681 amino acids. Gene Ontology annotation, molecular function: DNA-binding transcription factor activity, RNA polymerase II-specific; RNA polymerase II cis-regulatory region sequence-specific DNA binding; protein binding. NCBI's taxonomy places the organism in Eukaryota, Metazoa, Chordata, Actinopteri, Salmoniformes, Salmonidae.